Messenger RNA from Cuscuta epithymum, 1693 nucleotides. The record is from the annotation of a GenBank genome assembly. Lineage: Eukaryota; Viridiplantae; Streptophyta; Magnoliopsida; Solanales; Convolvulaceae.
UUGGAAUUAAGAAAGUUACAGGACUCUGCCGAUUUCUGUGUAUAUAUAAAAAUAUACUCCGUAUAUUUCAUAGAAUUUAUUUUACGAGGGAUCACAAUGGAGAGCUGCGAAUUACCGAAAGAGUUGGUGAUCGAGAUUCUUGCCAGAUUGCCGGUAGAAUCUGUUAUGCGGUUUAAAUGUGUAUGUAAAUUCUUCUACGAUUUGAUAAAAAACGAUCUUCACUUUGUCCACAAAUUCGACGAAAUCAAUCGAGGGAAAUAUAGUUAUGCUGUUAUAAAGCUUCAAAGUAUAGCUAUCCCUGGUUACGAACUAUUUGGUUUGCUUCACAAAGAGUUGGAUUCCGAUGAGAUCGUGUGCACUUACUUAAAUAUUCGGAAUUCAAGAACGAGAUUUUUAACUUGCUGUGAAGGAAUGCUGUGUUUUAUUUUGAGUCAUGGGGAUUUCGAGCUCCAUCCGAGUCGUUUUCCGGAUCGGACUCUUGAUGUUUUGAUAUGGAACCCAUUCAUUAGACAGCUUAAGCAAUUACCAUCUAUUACAGUGCCCAGAGAACCACCCUCGCACGGUAAAUCGGGCCUUUGCUUUUUGAGGCAAUCUUUUGGGUUCGGGAUUUCGAAAAAUAAGGACUGGAAGGUUGUCAUGAUAUGGGAUUUUAUGGUAGGCCAACAUUAUUGUCCAAUGGUAAUGGUUUGCAGCAAAACCAGGGAUGGUUCGUGGCAUUGGAGACAAAUCGAUUCGGUUCCAAAUUUUCAUGCGUGUAAUCAUCUUGAUUUUUGUUUUAAAGGAAAGUAUUAUUGGCGGGCUUGUGCGAGAGACUGGCGGGGUUCUGAGCAUCCUCUAAAAGAAGAUUUGUUUUGGUUUGAUUUGGACGAUGAGGUUUUCGGGAUGAUCGACUUGCCAUACACUGAUCAACAAUCUUUGGUGACAGUCAUGAAUGACACCAUUACAUUAAUUGUUUAUGCUGAUGCGGAUCCAAAGAGCUUAGAGAUAUGGCUAAUGAGUGAAAGCAAUAACAAUAUUGGUUGGAAUAAACAAGCAACCAUAGAAUUUGGUGAGAACAUGUACAAGCAUGAGUACUGGAAGCCUGUUCUUCUUUGUCAUAGAAAGGAAAUUUGGGACUUGGUUGGAACGUGGAUUCAGGAUGGUCAUUAUCAUUUGCUUUUGAUUCCAUAUACUCUUUGGAAUCCUUCCAUGGAUUUGUCGGAGUUCGGUCAUCAUAUUCUUCCUUGGUGGCAGAGAGAGGGUUAUGGACCAUAUUUGAUCUCUUUAAAUUUAGAGACUCAAGAAAUGAAGAUCAUUUAUUUGACUCAGGUAACGAAGCGUAUCCAUAUAGUUUGGACACCAACCACAGGAUAUGAUCAAUUUUUCGACGAACGAGAUAUAGAACAUCCAAAAUGGUUUGAGCUGAAAACCAUUCCGACUCUAUAUACUUUUGCUCGGAUUUUCCAUGGAAGUUUGAAUUUUCUUUAGUAUGAAAAAUGUUACGUACUAGGGAGUACUACGUAUUUAUUUAGUUUUCUUUGCUUCUAAAAUUCUACUGCACGCCGGGUUAAACUAGUACUCCGUACUACGUAGUAUGUAUGGAGUCUAUGGACUAUAGAUCGUUUGACUUAGUGACUGUUUUGAAUUGCACUGUUACUUUUUGAUUGGGUACGUUGGAAAUAGUUGGUUUUACUUUAUUGAUUAUCAGGAAAAU